Pipistrellus nathusii (Nathusius's pipistrelle) is the source of this 10035-nucleotide messenger RNA. Lineage: Eukaryota; Metazoa; Chordata; Mammalia; Chiroptera; Vespertilionidae. The record is from the annotation of a GenBank genome assembly.
AUGAGCCGGUCUGCGCGGAGGAUGGGCGCAGGGCGCCGGCGGGAGAGGAGAGGGUGGCCCGGCGGGCGGCCGGGAGGCGGCGGCGGCGGCGCCGGGGCGCAGCGCUUCCUGCUCGGGCUCCUCAUGCACGCGUGGCUGUGGGCGGCCUCGGGCUCCUCCGCCCAGGUGUUCCACCUCAGCCUCUCCGUGGACGAGGGGCUUCCCCCGGACACCCUGGUCGGCGACAUCCGCGCCGGGCUGCCGGCGGCGCAGCAACAGGAGGCGGGCGGCUUCUUUCUGUCCGAGGAUUCCCACGACUCCCCGCUGCUGGACGCCUUCCACGUGCACCCGGACACGGGCAUCAUCCGCACGGCCCGGAGCCUGGACCGCGAGCGGCGGGACCGCUACAGCUUCGUGGCCGCCACCCUGCUGGGCGCCGUGGUGCAGGUGGAAAUCCGCGUCAACGACGUCAACGACCACUCGCCCCGCUUUCCCCGGGACUCCCUGCGGCUGGACGUCUCUGAGCUCAGCCCUCCAGGCACGGCCUUCCGCCUGCCGGGUGCCCACGACCCGGACGCGGGGCUGUUCAGCAUUCAGGGCUACACUCUCCUGCAACCGUCCGACCUCCCCGAGGAGGACCCCGCAGGACCCUUCUUCCGGUUGCGCUACGGGACCCCCGGGUCACCGCCACCGUCGCCCCUGGAGCCCCUGGACCUGGUGCUGCUGCGGCGCUUGGACCGAGAGGCGGCCGCGGCGCACGAGCUGCAGAUCGAGGCGUGGGACGGGGGCCGCCCGCGGCGCACAGGCCGCCUGCGGGUGGAGCUGCGCGUGCUGGACGAGAACGACAACCCCCCGGUGUUUGAGCAGGACGAGUACCGCGCCGCCGUGCGCGAGGAUGCUCGGCCGGGCGCCGAGGUCUGCCGCGUGCGCGCCACGGACCGGGACCUGGGGCGCAACGGCCACGUGCGCUACCGCCUCCGCUCCCGCCAGGCGCCCGGGCCGCCGGGGGACUCAGCCCACUUCUCCGUGGACCCGCUGAGCGGCGCGGUGCGAGUGCAGAGGCCGCUGGAUCGCGAGGCCCAGGCCUGGCACCAGCUGGUUGUAGAGGCCCGCGAUGGGGGUGUGGAGCCCGAGGUGGCCUCGGUGCGGGUGUCCAUCGCUGUGCUGGACGUGAAUGACAACCGCCCCACCAUUCACCUGCUCUUCCUCACCGAGGGGGGCGCAGCGCGAGUCUCCGAAGGCGCCAGGCCUGGCGACUAUGUGGCUCGAGUGUCGGUUUCCGAUGCGGACAACGGUGACCCAGAGAAGGAGGAGGAGGCAGCUGGGGAGCUUGAUCUGAGCCCUGGGGACAGGACCAUCUCUCUGACCUUGGAAGGCACAGAGGGGGCCUUCGCGCUGAGGUCUGGCGGCUCCCCAGGGGUGUUUUUCCUUUGCGUCGAGGGCCCCCUGGACAGGGAAAGCCAAGACCUGUAUGAUUUGCGGCUGGUAGCCACCGAUGCGGGGUCUCCGCCGCUGAGCACGGAGGAGACACUGCUGCUCCGGAUCUCCGACCUCAACGAUCAGCCGCCCCUCUUCAGCCAGGAGCAGUACCAGGCCUCAGUGUCCGAGGCUGCGGCCCCUGGCACCGCCGUCCUGUGGGUGAGCGCCUCCGACGCGGACGAGGCUGGCACCCGCCACGCCAUGCUGCGCUAUGAGCUGGUCCACCUCCCCGGGCGCUGCAGCCCAGAGGCUCAGCGGCCCACGGCGGCGGAGUGCGGACCAUCCUUCACCAUAGACCCAGACACCGGCCUGAUCAGCACUAUCCGGGGUCUGGACCGAGAAGUUCAGGAGGCUGUCGAGCUGCGAGUGGUGGCCCGAGACCUGGGAGAGCCUCCGCUGUCCGCCACCUGCCUGGUGAGCAUCACCGUGAGUGAUGUGAACGACAACGAGCCCAUUUUCUGGAGGCAGGUGUAUAACGCCAGCCUUCUGGAGCACACCCAGGUGGGACACUGCUUUCUGCAGGUAAAAGCAUCUGAUGCGGAUUCAGGACUCUAUGGCUUGGUUGAAUAUUCUCUUUUUGACGGAUUCCAAAGUUACGAAGCACCCCGAGCCUUCCAGAUUGACUCACAUGAUGGGCAGAUCUGUGUUUCUCAAGAUAUUGACAGGGAAAGGGACCCAGCCACCUAUGAUCUCUUGGUGAAAGCAAGAGAUGGGGGUGGACUAAGCGCUCAAGCUUUUGUUCGUGUGGAUGUGGAGGACGUGAAUGAUAAUGAACCUGUGUUCAGCCCGCCCACCUAUGUGCUGAGCAUUAGUGGCCAGACCCAGCCGGGAACCGAGAUCAUCAAUGUUCUUGCCACCGACAGGGAUUCUGGGGUCUAUGGAACAGUGGCUUACAAGCUCCUCCCCAGUGACCUGUCCUCCCUUUUUACCAUCGACUCUACCACAGGAAUUAUUUACUUAACAUCAACUCUUGUUCCUUUGGAAUCUACUACAAUUCUGUUGAUGGUCUGUGCUCAAGAUGGUGGCGGGCUCACCUCGGUAGUUAAUGCCGAAGUCACUAUACACAUUCUUCAGACAACUCUGGCACCGGCUGAAUUUGAAAGGCCUAAGUACACUUUCUCAGUUUAUGAAGAUGUACCCGAAGACAGUCCUGUCGGAAUAGUGAAAGCAAAAGAGUCCUUGAAUUCCUCAGAGCCAAUUUUUUACAGGAUCUCCUCUGGUGAUCUGCAGGGAAUGUUCACUAUCCACCCGUGGCUGGGCACCAUUCGAACCCGGAAGCCUCUGGACCACGAAACGCAGCCCACAGUGGUGCUCACGGUCCAGGCGCAGCUCGGCAGCUCCCCCGCCUGCGGCAGCACGGAGGUCAACAUAACUGUGAUCGAUGUCAACGACAACCACCCAGUGUUCGCCAAAGCCUCCGACGAGGUCAAAGUGCCGCAGAUCACACUGCCCGGCACAGCCCUGUACCGUGUGCGUGCAGAAGACAAGGACAGUGGUUGGAAUGGGUUCAUCCGAUACUCCAUUGUGAGUCAGAAUCCAGGCAUCUUUUCCAUUGACUCGGGGCUGGGCGUGGUGUACCUCAACGACAGCCUGGCAGAUGCUUUGGCCCAGAAGCACACACUCACUCUCAUGGCCCAGGAUCUCGGCGUUCCUUCUCGAGCAUCCUCGUUCCUGCUUACAAUAGUUAUCGAAAAACAAGAAUUGAACCCAUCCUUGAUUUUUGGAAAUUUGGUCUAUCAAGUCGAAGUUAGUGAGUCUCUCUCACCGAUGACCCAAAUACUGCAGGUACAGGCCUACGCGCGUGGCCCACAGCACAAAACCUCCCCGCUUCUCUACUCGCUGGAACCCCGCGCAGACUUGGCUGUGUUCGCUGUUCACCCUUACACUGGUUGGAUUUAUUUGCGGCGACAGCUUGACUAUGAAUCCACCCAAACAUAUCAUUUUAGAGUGUUUGCCUGGAUCCCAGAGGACGGAUUGUCACAAAAUGUGAGCACUUCAGUAAUUGUUCAUGUCCUGGAUGAGAAUGACAAUUCCCCUACCUUCUUGCAUGAUAUGUUGUUUUUGAAAGCGGAGGAGAGCCCCCUACCCCAAGGGGUAAUAGGCAGAAUUACAGCAAUUGACAGAGACUCGGGAAAGAACGGACAGCUGUCAUAUUUCCUUCUGUCUGAUGGAAAAUUCUUCAAGAUGAAUCCUCAUACAGGUGAACUGAUCAGUUGGGUGGCGCUGGAUCAUGAGCAUCAGGUGCACCAUCAGGUGACUGUCCUGGUGACCGACCAUGGCUCCCCACCGCGGAACGCCAGCAUGGUGGUUUAUGUUGCCGUUACUGACAUCAAUGAUAACAGGCCAUACUUCCCGCAGUGUCUCCCUGGAAAGGAAUUACACAUUAAGGUUUUGGAAGGUCAACCAGUAAAUAUGUUGGUGACAACUGUGUUUGCAAAGGAUUCUGAUGAAGGAAACAAUGCAGAAGUUAUAUAUUCAGUAUCUUCAGAAGAUAGAUCUGAUCCCUUCAAGAUUGAUGCCAACAGUGGUGAGAUAAGGACAACUACGGUGCUUUUGUAUGAUUAUAGACCUUCCUACAGAAUGACUGUAAUCGCCAGUGACCAGGGAGUGCCGCCUCUUCAAGGACGGGCCGUUAUUAACAUUCAGGUGAUACCACUAUCCAAAGGGAGAGCUGCCAUUUCUCAGAAUAUUAGACAUUUAGUUAUACCAGAAAACUUGAAGCCUGCAAAAAUAAUGAGCUUGAUAAAGUCACCUGAUCACUUUCAACAACACCAUAAUGGAAAGCUACAUUUUAGUAUCGCUGCAGAUGAUAAGGAUGGCCCCUUUGAAAUCGACAGCUCCACAGGGGACUUGUUCCUUUCUAAGGGACUUGAUUAUGAAAUGACAUCACAUUAUCUUUUCAGGGUGGUUACUAAAGAUCACAGUAAAACUCCUCCCUUGCAUAGCACAGUCUUCCUUAGCAUUGAUGUGGAAGACCAGAAUGACCAUUCCCCAUCUUUCCAAGAAGAGUUCAUUGUGAUAAGCGUAGAAGAGAAUGUCCCUGUAGGAACUCUGGUACACGUCUUCAAUGCCAAAGAUGGAGAUGGCAGCUUUUUGAACAGUAGAAUACAAUACUUCAUUGAAUCCCACCACCCUGGAAUCAAUCCAUUUCUCAUCCACCCCUCAUCUGGCACAUUGGUCACUGCAUCCCCCCUUGACAGAGAGAGAGUUCCUGCUGUGGUCCUGACAGUGACUGCAUCCGAUCAGGCUGUGAAUGUGACAGACCGGCGACUGAGGUCACUGAUGGCCAACGUAGUGAUUUUGGAUGUAAAUGACCACAGCCCCACUUUUCUGUCUUUCUCCAUCGCUCAUGUCAAAGAGGAUGCCGCAGUGGGCUCCUGGGUGCACCACGUAACUGCUCACGACCCAGAUGAAGGAAGGAAUGGAAGAGUAACAUACAGCCUUCUUUCAGGAAAUGAAAACAUGGCCUUUAGGCUAGAUGAGUCAUCAGGCUUACUAACUACAACGUGUUCUUUGGAUUAUGAAACGAAAACCCAGCAUGUUCUGACCCUUUUGGCCGUGGAUGAUGGUGUCCCAACACUUUCUUCAUCCCAGACCUUGACAAUUUCUGUUCUUGACGUAAAUGAUGAGGCACCAGUAUUUAAGCAGCACCUAUAUGAAGCUUCAGUUAAAGAAAACAAAAAUCCAGGGGAGUUUGUCACACGAGUUGAAGCUAUGGACAGAGAUUCAGGAAUAAAUUCCAAACUUCAGUAUGAAAUCAUGCCGGGUUCAUCGUCUGGGCUGUUCGAGAUAAAUGCUGACUCUGGAGAGGUAGUGACAGCCACUACACUUGACAGAGAAGUUCAGGAAGUCCUCACCCUCCGAGUUCUUGUUCGAGAUGAAGGAGUCCCUUCAUUGUCCAGCACCACCACCAUUCUCUGUACUGUGGAAGAUGAAAAUGACCAUGCUCCGAAGAUCAUUGUCCCCGCUCAUGACAUAGAGGUUCUGGAAAACCAAGAACCAGGGGUGGUCUACACUCUUCUGGCCUUUGAUAUGGAUACUGGCAAUAAUGGAGCUGUCAAGUAUUAUAUAAUUGAUGGAAAUACUGAUGAGUACUUUUCUAUUAAUGAAACGUCAGGAGAACUCUCAAACACUCGUGCUUUGGACCGAGAGCAAGUCAACAAUUUUGCCCUUGUCAUCCUGUGCUCUGAUCUGGGGGACCCCCCGAGGAGCUCUCUGGUGCAGUUGCAAGUUAGAGUCUUGGAUGACAAUGACCACAGCCCUUCCUUUCCCAUGCUUCAGUACCAGUCCUUCGUGAGAGAAGAUGCUGACGUAGGAACAGUGGUUCUUGUGCUGUCCGCUGUGGACAAGGAUGAAGGCCUGAAUGGGCAAACUGAGUAUUUCCUGACAGAUGAGGCUGCUGAUGCCUUCACCAUCGAUCCCGUGGCAGGCACUUUGAGAACUGGCUACGCCCUUGACCGAGAAGCCAGAUCUCAACAUACAUUUUGGGCUGUGGCCAGAGACUGUAGUGUCCAGGGCUCAAGAAGCACUACAGUAAUGAUAAAAGUGCAUGUCACUGAUGUUAAUGACAAUGAUCCAGUUUGGGAACAGAACCCCUUAGAUAUUUUUCUUUCCCCUCAGUCACCUGUAAACCAGACAACUGCCAUUCUGAGAGCCAAUGAUCCAGACUUGGGGCCCAAUGGAACUGUCAUUUUUAGUUUCGCAGAGGCCCAGUCAAUGUUUUCUAUUAAUAAGUAUACAGGAGAGAUUCAACUUCAGCAAAAUCCAUCUUCAGAAUAUUUUCCGAUCUGGCUGCGGCUUAAAGUUAUGGACCAAGGGGUCCCAGCUAGAACAACCGGUGGACUCUUGAUCGUUCACAUGGAAGGAGAGGAUGUAAAGUUGUCCUUCAGCCACCAUCUGUAUAAAGGGAUUGUGACUGAAAAUUGUGAGGCAGGUACUUCUAUCGUGACUGUAAAAGCCUUUGCUUCUGAGUCAAUCCAAGAUAGCAUUAAAUACUCAAUUUUUAGUGGAAAUGAAGAUGGAAUUUUUUCCCUGUGCUCCAACUCAGGAGACCUCACUGUGAAAGAACCCAAGUUUCUUGAUUUUGAAGUCAGAAAUGAAGUACAACUCAUCGUUUUAGCUGAAAGCACUGGGCAUAGAGCCUACAGCAAAGUAGUCAUCUUGAUACAAGAUGUGAAUGAUAAUUUCCCACGCUUUGGGCAAAGUAUUUACCAAGUAUCAGUGCCUGAAGGCCAGUUUCACAAUGCUCCUAUCUUACAGGUUUUUGCUGCUGACCUGGACAGCGGGUCACGUGGCCUCAUUGAGUAUUCCCUUCUUGCUGGCACGCACGCACAGGUGUUCCAGAUUGACACGCAGAGCGGCGUGAUAAUAGCAAAUGGGAUUCUGGAUUACGAGUUCACCAGCUCCUACAGCUUGAUUGUACAAGCCACAGAUAAAGGAAUGCCCAGGCUUACGGGUACAAGUAUGGUCAAGAUACAAGUGACUGAUGUAAAUGACAAUGCCCCGGCUUUUCUCCCCCUUCAACCAGUGGAAAUUGCAGAAAAUUCUUUGCCUGGUGUAAUUGUGACUCGAAUAUCAGUUCAUGAUGUGGAUUUGAAUCCAGCUUUCGUCUUCAGUUUCACCAAAGAGAGUAAUCCUGGAACAAAGUUUGCUAUUGAUCAGUACACUGGGGAGGUGGUGCUAAUGAAAGCAUUGAAUUUUGAAGAAGCUGCUGAAUAUGAGCUGCUUAUCCAAAUUUCUGAUUCGGUGCACCACACUGAGGGAGCACUCAUUGUCCAUGUGUUGGACAUCAAUGAUAACCCGCCAGUGUUUUCUCAAGAUUCUUACCAGAUCACUAUUCCAGAAUUGGUGCCUGUGGGGUACUCUGUGCUGACUGUGGCAGCCACAGACCCAGAGAACAAUGAGUACAUUUCUUACCGAAUUAUUUCCUCUUCCUCAGAAUUCUCCAUUGAUCCUAGGAAUGGCAUGAUAUUUACGACCAAACCCAUAGUACUUCUGGAUAAAAAAUCAACAGUUCAAUUUCUUGUUGAAGCCAGUGAUGGUGGAAUUCCUAACCUGAGGGCUCUUACCUUAGUGGAGAUAGAAAUACAAGAUAUUAACAAUCAUCCCCCUGUGUUUGCCAUAGAAUAUUACAAUAUUAGCUUGAGUGAAGAUGCUCAAAUUGGAAGUACGCUUGUCACCUUCUCAACCACUGACCAAGACUGGGCCCCUGAAAACACACAUGUUGAAUAUUCCAUCAUCAGUGGAAAUUCACAGAACAAUUUCGACGUGGAAACUCGUUUCCUUCAUUCACAAUAUCCUUUUAAGCAGGUUGGUUAUUUGGUGUUGCUUCAUAAUCUGGACAGAGAAGCAUCUGCCAGUCACAAGCUUGUCAUUCUGGCAUCUGACCACGGCUGCCCUCCACUGACUUCCACCACCAUGGUGUCCAUAGAAGUGCUCGAUGUCAAUGAUAAUCCACCUAUAUUCCACAGUCUGACAUACCACGCACAUGUCAAGGAAAGUACCCCUCUGGGGAGUCACAUCACCGUGGUGUCAGCCAGUGACCGCGAUGUGGGUUUACAUGCAGAAAUCAUCUACCACAUAAGCUCUGGGAACGAGAAGGGGCAUUUUUGCUUAGAAGAGAGGACUGGAGUCCUUUAUUUGACUAAGCCUUUGGAUUAUGAAGAAACGAUAAAAUUCACUUUAACCAUCCAAGCUUCAGAUGAAGAAAAGAAACAUUUUUCUUUUGCAGUUGUGUUUGUCAGUAUCCUAGAUGAUAAUGAUCAUGAACCUCUGUUUCUGUUCCCAAGGUUGAACUGUGUUGUUCCUGAAAAUCUGCCUGUGUUCUCCACCAUAUGUUCUGUAAAUGCUUUGGAUUUUGACGCAGGUCCUUAUGGAGAAUUGACCUAUUCUAUUUUAUCCCCUUGUCCUGCCACUCAUGGAGCACCUCCUGACCAUGAUCCCUUCCUCAUUGACCCUCUGACAGGGGAUAUUCAUGCUAAGCAAGUCCUUGACUAUGAAAAUGACAAUAAAUACUGCCUCAUGGUUGAGGCUAAAGACAAAGGUGACUCCACAGCCUCCUUAAUGGUUUGGGUCGAGAUUGAAGGGAUAGAUGAGUUUGAACCCAUUUUCACUCAAGAUCAAUAUUUUUUCAACCUUCCAGAAAACUAUAACCUAAGACAAUUGAUUGGCAGAGUGGAAGCAUCAGAUGCAGACGCUGGUACUGAUGGUGUUAUUCUUUACUCCCUUGAAAUGCCAUCUCCUUUCUUUUCAGUAAAUAAAACAAAUGGAAAUAUUUAUUUGACUAGAGCCCUUCCCCUCAUAAGAAGUCAAGUCAGCAAAGAAGACACCAUUGAAAUGAAAAUAAUCGCUCAUAGCCCUAAACAGGACUCCAAGUUCGCAUCUUGUACUGUCUUUGUGAACGUGUCUUUUUCCUCAGAAGGAAAACGCUCAGCAGUGUCGGCUAGCCGCUUCUCAAUCAGCCUCACCAUCUCCUUUUUAGCGUUUCUGUUACUCAUCAUCCUUCUGACUAUCCUGAUUUUAAGACACAAACAAAAAGACACAGGCAACAGUUACAAAGACAAGAAAACGUCAUCAUCCUUAGAUACCAGUUUGAGACUGUCCAGGGACGCCAGCAUGCUCAAGCCCUUGCAGACAACGGAUGGCUGCAAUGAUGCGGCAGCUCCCGUGGACUCCACGCCAGAAUGGUUGAGUUUAAUAAGUAUCAUGGAGAAGGACGCUGGGCAUCUGUACAGGCGCUCAAGCUCCAGUGACCGCUGUUCUGUGGAAGGAGAAACCGCAGAAGAUAAGGAGAUCCAGAGGAUAAAUGAGCACCCUUACAGAAAGGACGCUGGCUCAGCUCUGAGCGACCGGGAGUCCAGGGUGCCGGACUCUGGGAUCCCAAGGGACUCGGACCAGCUCUCCUGCUUGUCUGGGGAAACUGACGUGGUGGUCACUGUUGUGACAGCAGAAACCAGCCACGUGCUGGAGGAAGAAGGUGGAGGAGACGGUGGCACAGCCUACAUUCAAAAUGAUAUGCUGCCCCGAACACUAAGGAAGAGAGAGGUCAAAGUGGCCAUCCCGGCUGAGGUCAGGAAAGAGCCUGUCUUUGUUUCAGGUGAUCCGGAAGCAAGAUGCGCGACACAGAGAGCCUCUGAUCACGAUGGGAGAGGCAGCUUUCACUGGAAUUAUCUCCUCAGUUGGGAACCCAAGUUCCAACCCCUUGCCUCAGUAUUUAAUGAUAUUGCAAAACUAAAGGACGAGCAUUUACACGAACCUGGAACUCCCGAAGAGAAGAAAUGUUUUGUUUUUCCACCCCCUUUGAUCACCGCAGUAGCUCAACCCGGAAUUAAAGCAGUGCCACCAAGAAUGCCAGCCAUGACCCCAGGGCAGGUUUUUCACAAAUACCCACACUCCCCCCUUCUCUACCAUCUCAAUUCCCUGCCUGAAGCCAUGACGCCCAGCUUUUCUCCAUCUCUUUCCCUCUUGACAACACACACCCCUGCCGUGACUCCACUCUUGUCGCAUGGAGAUUUCUUAGGAGUACAUCUAAGUGAUGCGUGCCAUGAACUUAAGGCAGAAGAUGAACGUCAGACAUAA